Molecule: messenger RNA, 2167 nt
Organism: Chaetura pelagica (chimney swift)
Lineage: Eukaryota; Metazoa; Chordata; Aves; Apodiformes; Apodidae
Gene: XRCC5
Product: X-ray repair complementing defective repair in Chinese hamster cells 5 (double-strand-break rejoining)
Exons: 20
Coding region: 35-2167 (710 amino acids)
Biological process (GO): cellular response to gamma radiation; double-strand break repair via nonhomologous end joining; cellular response to X-ray
Cellular component (GO): Ku70:Ku80 complex; nucleus
Molecular function (GO): telomeric repeat DNA binding; double-stranded DNA binding; DNA helicase activity
Source: RefSeq, a predicted model, not a curated record
AGCCACGGUGCUGUGCCUGGACGUGGGCCUUGCCAUGGGCUGCUCGGCUGCCGAGGGGGAGUCCCCGCUGGAACAAGCCAAGAAGGUGAUGACGAAGUUUGUGCAGCGACAGGUUUUUGCUGAAAGUAAAGAUGAAGUUGCUGUAGUUUUGUUUGGCACAGAUGAUACUAGGAAUGGCCUGGCCAGUGGGGAUCAAUACCAAAACAUUACUGUACACAGGUCACUAAUGCUAGCAGAUUUUGAUCUGCUGAAAGACAUUGAAGAUGUGAUCAAACCAGGCUCUGAACAAGCAGACUUUCUGGAUGCUAUUAUUGUGUGUAUGGACUUGCUUCAGAAGGAAACAAUAGGCAAGAAAUACGAAAAGAGACACAUUGAAGUGUUUACAGACCUUAGUAGUCCUGUCAGUGAGGAUCAACUGGAAAUUAUCAUUGCUAACUUGAAGAAAACAGGAAUUUCACUUCAAUUUUUCCUGCCUUUUACAGUGGAUGUUGAUGAUGGGGGUGGAGAUGCAAGUGCCAGAUGUUCUGAAAUGCACAGAAAUUAUUUUCCAAGAAAGGGUUUAACUCAAAAACAGAAGGAAGGCAUUGAUGUGGUGAGGAAGCUGAUGCAUACUUUGGAUGAAGAAGGAGGGCUGGAAGAAAUCUAUACUUUCAGGGAGAGCCUGGAGCGUCUUUCAAUGUUUAAGAAAAUAGAAAGAAGACCUACAGCUUGGCCCUGCCAGCUCACUAUUGGUUCUAAUUUAUCUAUAAGAAUUGUGGCCUACAAAUCAGUCACAGAAGAGAAGUUGAAAAAGGUUUGGACAGUUGUGGAUGCUAAAACCCUCAAAAAAGACGAUGUGCAAAGAGAAACUGUUUACUGCUUGAAUGAUGAUGAUGAGACAGAAGUUCAGAAAGAUGAUACUCUUCAAGGGUUUCGCUACGGGAGUGAUAUAGUUCCUUUUUCCAAGGAAGAUGAAGAGCAAAUGAAAUACAAAACAGAAGCAAAAUGUUUUUCUGUUUUGGGAUUCAGCAGAUCCUCUCAGAUCCAGAGGCAUUACUACAUGGGCAACCAGGUUCUGAAGGUCUUUGCAGCCAAAGAUGAUGAGAAUGCAGCAGUAGCUUUUUCUGCCCUUGUUCAUGCACUGGAUGAGUUGAACGUGGUAGCUGUAGUGCGUUAUGCUUAUGAUAGAAGAUGCAACCCACAAGUUGGGGUAGCUUUUCCAUAUAUUAAGGAUGCAUAUGAGUGUCUCAUCUAUGUGCAACUACCCUACAUGGAAGACUUAAGACAGUACAUAUUUUCAUCCUUGAAAAACAAUAAAAAAUGCAUUCCUACAGUGGAUCAGUUAUCUGCUGUCGACUCUCUGAUUGAUUCUAUGAAUUUGGUUUAUGAAGAUGAUGAUGGAGAAAGUUUUGAGGACCUAUUUAAGCCCAGCAAAAUCCCAAACCCUCAUUUUCAGAGGUUGUAUCAGUGCUUGCAGCAUAAGGCUUUUCACCCCAAUGAUCCAUUGCCACCAGUUGAACCGCACCUUUUAGAGAUGCUGGAGAUUCCCCGUGUGGUAAAAGAAAGGUGUCAGGCUACUCUUGAAAAAGUAAAAGCACUUUUCCCUCUAAAGGAAGUUGGCAAGAAAAAAGAAGAGAUGACUGCUCAAGACAUUUUCAAAGACAAUGAAGAUGGACCUAAUGCUAAGAAACCAAAGCUUGAAGAUGAGGAAGGUAGCUUUAGCAUCAUGAAACUUGCUGAAGGAAAUGUCACCUCAGUUGGGAGUGUUAACCCAGCAGAAGACUUCCGAAUUCUGGUGAGGCAAAGAAGUGCUGACUUCAAAGAUGUGAGUCAGCAGCUGAUAAACCGCAUUGAUCAGUUCCUAGAAAAUAAAGGUUCACAGUACUACAUGAAAGGGAUCAAUUGCAUCAGAGUUUUCAGAGAGGAGGCCAUUAAGCUGUCCAAGGUGCAGUGCUUUAAUGAUUUUCUGCAGGCUCUGAAAUCCAAGGUGGAAGAUAAAGCCUUAGCUGAUUUCUGGGAGAUCAUGAUACAAGACAGAAUUUCUUUGAUCACUAAAGAUGAAGCAGAAGGAAGUUCAGUGACUAGUGAAGAGGCUGAAAAGUUCUUGGCUCCAAAAGUGAAGAAAAAUGAAACUGUGUCUCCCACAGAUGAAGCUGGUGAUGUUGAUGAUUUGCUGGACAUGAUGUGA